UAUGCGGGUGUUUGCAGGGCUGUGGGGCGGGUGGCUCUUCUGCCUCGCCUGGGUCGGCGUUUUCGGGCGCGCCCAGAGCAUCUUCGCCCAUCCUCGCCUCUACGCGGCCUCCCGUCCCGAUUCCUCCCGGCUCGUGGGGCUGCGCGCUUACCGCACUUGCUAUAUCGCCCAGAAGAUCGAUCACUUUGGUUUUGCUGAAGACCGCACGUUCAAGCAACGCUACCUCAUCGCAGACCAGCACUGGAAGAAAGACACGGGGACAAUCCUUUUUUACACUGGCAAUGAAGGGGACAUCGCCUGGUUUGCAAAUAAUACGGGUUUCAUGUGGAAUGUGGCCGAAGAAUUGGAUGCGAUCCUGGUUUUUGCCGAACACAGAUACUACGGGGAAUCCUUGCCGUUUGGAAAUAAGUCGUACACCGAUGCCAAGCAUUUGAAUUACCUGACUUCGCAGCAAGCUCUGGCUGAUUUUGCGGUACUUAUCCAACACUUGAAAAAUACGAUUCCUGGCACGCAGAAUACUCCAGUGAUAGCUAUAGGAGGGUCUUAUGGUGGAAUGCUUGCUGCCUGGUUCCGAAUGAAAUAUCCCCACGUAGUAAUUGGAGCUCUGGCUGCGUCAGCCCCUAUUUGGCAGUUCGACAGCUUGGUUCCCUGUGGUUCUUUUCAUAAGAUAGUGACCGAAGAUUUCAAAAAAAGUG
This is a messenger RNA of Thamnophis sirtalis, 695 nucleotides long. Lineage: Eukaryota; Metazoa; Chordata; Lepidosauria; Squamata; Natricidae. The record is from RefSeq and is a predicted model, not a curated record.